CUUCGAGAAAACUCUUUCGCUUAUAUCUAUCUGCUGACGGUUCCCCUGACCUGCUGGACCGUGUAAGUAGGACAUGGGAUACUACACUUUGUCAUGUCAUUUCUAUCUCCCGAGUUCGCUCAUGUCCCCACCGAGCCUCCAACCCAGUCGGGGUUGCCCCCGACAAACACCGGAGAUGCAGCCAAGUCAUCCCAGGAACCGCUAGGUCUGCGCAGCUGCGUCACUUGCCGGCGUCGUAAGGUCCGUUGCAAUAAGCGAUGUCCGUGCUCGAAUUGCACCAGGGCAGGGAUUGAGUGCGUCUUCCCGCCUCCUGGGAGAGCCCCCCGCAAGUCGAAGCGCCCCGUCGACGCAGAGCUACUGUCCCGAUUGAGGCGCCUGGAAGGGGUCAUUGAACACUUGAACGACAAGAAUAUUGCCUCGCAGGAGCGGUCGAAACCUCCCUCACCGCAGCAAUCACAUGAUGCUAGCGUAUCUUCAAGCGAAUGCCCCGGGAAUACAGAGUCGCCGGGAGACCCUGAAGUUUGUCCGUUCCUCGAUCCAAACAAGCCGGCGCAACCACGGAACCUGGACCAUGAAUUUGGAAGGCUGGUGAUCGAUGAAGGCCGAAGUCGCUAUGUGAGCAAUCGGUUUUGGACUAGUCUUGGUGACGAGAUCGAAGAAUUACAGGAUAUUUUAGACCCCCCGUCAUCGGAUGAAGAAGAUACAUCAUCCCCUGAGUCUGCCUCGGGACCGUUUGCCAAUCAUGACGGCUUUUUGUUUGGUUACUACUCACUUGCACAUUCUCUUCGCAGCUUCUUUCCUCCGCUACCAAGCUUUCCGGCGUUGUGGGACAUUUACACGGAGAAUGUUGCGCCCCUCAUACAAGUUGUGCACAAGCCCACCGCCAGGAAAAUCUUCAUGAGCGCCUCCCAGCAACCCGAGAGUUUAGACAGGAAUCACGAGGCCUUAUUCCUGGCGCUAGUUUUGGUGAGCAUCGUCAGUAUGUCACCGGAGCAAUGCAUGUCGAUCCUGGGCAAAGAGCGCGAUCUUCUUGUCAGCCGCUAUCGGUUCGCCGUGGAACAGGCCCUGUCCCGAGCGGACUUCUUGAACACCCAGAGCUUGGUCUUGUUGCAAGCAGCGGUGAUAUUCUUGAUCGGCGUGCGUCGAGAGGACGACACGCGGUUUGUUUGGUCGAUGACAGCACUGGUUCUCCGCGUUGCUCAGGGCCUGGGCAUCCACCGCGACGGGUCAAACUUUGGGUUGAAACCCUUUGAAACGGAAAUGCGGCGGCGGCUGUGGUGGCACAUUUGCAUGCUAGAUAUUCGAUCAUCCGAAGAUCAUGGAACCAAUGCCCAAAUUCACGACAGAAUGUACGACACUCGGCUCCCUUUGAAUAUCAAUGACGAUGACAUUACUCCUGAGAUGGAGGAGCCACCCAAAGAGCGCGAGGGCUUUACGGACAUGACUUUUUGUCUCAUCCGCGGCGAUAUCACCGUCGCCCUGCGGCGGGUGAGCAACACAGGCCCGAACACCACCUUUUCGUCCACCAACAUGCAGUUGUCCCCGAGCAUGUGCAGCAAGCUCAUCCACGCGACAAACCAGCGCAUCGAGGCCAAAUAUCUUAGGCACUGUGAUACUAGCGUCCCGAUCCAGUGGGUCUGUGCGACGGUCGCCCGGCUGAUUUUGACCAAGCUGUGGCUGGUCAUCCAUCACCCCAUGACACGGCCAGAUCAGGGAGUCAGCCUGAACACCGCGUCUCGGGAAAGUUUAUUCAAGACGUCGGUGGAGGUGGCCGAGUUUGCUUGCUUGCUGACCACCGACAAGAACACCCAGAAAUGGGGCUGGAUGUUCACGACGAAUAUGCAAUGGCACGCGAUAGCUUUCAUCCUGUCGGAGCUCUGUGUACGGCCUGAGGGGCCUCUGACCGACCGCGCGUGGUACGCAGUCGGGACGCUAUAUGAAGACUGGGUGCGCACGGCAAAAUCGAGGAAAGGCAUGCUCUGGCGGCCCCUCUCGCGGCUGAUGAAGCGAGCAUCCGCGGCGCGAGCCAAACAACAGGCCCAAAUGCAGAGUCAGUUUGAUCCGAAUCUUAUUGUGUCGAACGCUAGUCUUCUCCCUGUCGGCGCCGCACUACCCACAAUAGCGCCUUUAAUCCUGCCGCGAGUCCCGGAAACCCAAUAUCGAUUGUCGAAUUUGCCAGGAGAAUCGCAAGGGAGCUCGUCUACCGGUAGUUUAGACGUCCCAGAUCUCCGAGACGGGGUAUCAGAUGCGAUGGAUCAAGUGUUCCCAGAUGUUGAUCCCCUAGCCCCUCUUAAUCCCCAAGAACCUUCUCUCGCCCAACUACCGGAGACUGAUGCGGAGGGACUGCCUCCUGUACCAGAUAUCUCUCUGGACCCGAUGGAAUUCACACAGAACGGCCCGCCUGCCCAACUGAACUGGGAUGAGUGGGACGAAGUGAUGCGCGAAUUCCAGAUGGACAUGCAAGAGGCACAGACCGAAAAUCCCAUCGGCAACCUGACGAGCAAUGUCUCGGACUGGUAUGCUUUGUAACAAGGCCAGGCUACCAACUGAUAUCUCUUAUGAGUUUCUAGGCCUGUGUCUUUCAUGACUUGACUGGGGUGUCCUCUACAAAAGUCCUUUGUUAAUCAUGACUCCCACAUGUGUCACGACCACUUCUCCUCUCCGGCCUCUAAUUUUGGGCUACUACACAGAAAGUCUCCUCUCCGCUAGGAUCGACCAGUUAACCUAUUAUGAGAUACGAUGUACGAUAUGGUGAUGUUGUAAUGGCUGGCGACAGAUCGGCUAGCUGGUUGAUACCCCGUCUGAUCCACGUGAUCACUGUAUUAUAGCUUAUAUAUACCCUGAAAAUAGCAAAACAGUAAAUUCUUCAACUAA
Aspergillus candidus is the source of this 2874-nucleotide messenger RNA. RefSeq names its product putative C6 transcription factor. The coding region runs from base 94 to 2529 and encodes 811 amino acids. The transcript is spliced from 2 exons. Gene Ontology annotation, biological process: DNA-templated transcription; regulation of DNA-templated transcription. NCBI's taxonomy places the organism in Eukaryota, Fungi, Ascomycota, Eurotiomycetes, Eurotiales, Aspergillaceae. Gene Ontology annotation, molecular function: DNA-binding transcription factor activity, RNA polymerase II-specific; zinc ion binding; DNA binding. The record is from RefSeq and is a predicted model, not a curated record.